CAGAGAGCUCUGUUCCACAGAGAUGUCAUCCACGAGCAAACCCAGCUGGACACCAGCUGGAGGAAAGAAAGAGAUUUGAAGUGCAAUGAGAAAGCCAGAGCUCAAGUACCUGAGUCCAGUGUGGGAGAAGAUCGAGCCGUCCUCUUGGGCUUCACCAUGAUGACCUUGUCCAUCCUCAUGUACUUUCUGGUGGGAAUCGCAAUGGUGAAACCAUGUCUAGACAGUAACUGGACAGACUCCAACUGCACAUUGAUCAAGGCUGAUAUUCUGGAUGAAACAAUGGACUGCCGUGGCAUUGUUAGCUAUAAAUGUCUGCGUGUCUUUGUCAACGUCACAUCCCUUGAAAAAACAGUUCAACUUCACUAUGAUGAAGAGGCUGUGAGAUUCAACCCAAAGUGUUUUUACAGUCCGAAAUGCCAACGAAACAAGACCGAAGUACAGGCUGAGGCCAGUAACAUCAAAAAUGCUUUGUUGAGUACUCAGGGUGAAAACAUGAACUGCUAUCUCAAUCCUAAAUACCCAGAUGUCGCCCUCUUGAGGAGCAAAUACUCAGUGCGAAUGGCUUUGUAUUACCUGCUGUGGCCCAGCCUCAUUCUUUUUGGUGGUAUUCUCUUGGUGGGACUGGUGAAGGUCAACCAGCGUCUGGCUUACCUCUGUACUGAGAUCGCUAGAGAUGAGGUACUGGGCAAACAAAAUCAUCUCACAGAGGGGGCAAUCUACAGACUCUUACGGUGCAGGCCGGGAGGCACCAGCGAGCAGAAUGAUACAGUUUGCUGAAACACACUAUAAUAAUGUGCCUUUGCUUAUAUUGUUUGAUUGCAAUAACAUCAUCCAGUGCCAGAGUUAACAUUGUUGCCUUAUGUUGUAACUGCUGCCAUUGUUUUUUAUAUGUUCAUGUGCAAUUGUUUAUUAUUCACGAGGCUAACCACAUAUAGGCAAUUUAAAGCAGAUAUAUACUGGGUUAAGUUCAGCUUUAAAGUUAAAUCAAAACAUGCACUAUUUAUUCUCUUAAUACACAUUACUGGUUUUAUUCUGCAUGAUUCAUCAUUGCAUUUUAUUUAAAUAAAUAAGUUUGUCUUGUAAUCUUUCAUCAGAAUGUAAAAAACGCAGGCCAGUGAAUAAUGUUUCCAUUAUUUCCACAAUAGCCAGUUGGCCUAUUUAGGUUGCUUUAAAAUUGUUUUAGGCAAUGCAGCUUUUCGAAACUCUUGCCAGUUUUUAACACAGUUAUUUAAUGCAGGUAAUUUAACAAAGUUUGGUCAAAAUAGAAAACAACUUUAAAUUUGAACUUGACCUCUUUAAAAGUUUCAAGAAGGAAAAGUUUUACAAUCCACUGCAAACUUGCAGUCUGACUCUAUUCAGAAAACCCCUUUUUCCA
Molecule: messenger RNA, 1375 nt
Organism: Misgurnus anguillicaudatus (oriental weatherfish)
Lineage: Eukaryota; Metazoa; Chordata; Actinopteri; Cypriniformes; Cobitidae
Gene: kcnmb3
Product: potassium calcium-activated channel subfamily M regulatory beta subunit 3
Biological process (GO): potassium ion transport; detection of calcium ion
Cellular component (GO): membrane; voltage-gated potassium channel complex
Molecular function (GO): calcium-activated potassium channel activity; potassium channel regulator activity
Source: RefSeq, a predicted model, not a curated record